AGAAUUCGAAUAUUCAACCUCCUUCUUUCCAUGACCGUCGUCUCCGAGUCACCUUCCGGCAUGCACCACUCCUGCGCUGUCUCCAACAAGUCCUCACCGUUUUAUUGUCAAAGCGAAAUGCCGUCUUCAUAUUUAGACCUGUUCUAUCCCCGAGGCUUUCAUCUCGACGAUCAUAUCUUUGGUUACUCACCUUCGUCGACCUCCUUGAACGGGAUUUCGUUCAAGCAAACAUCACGGAUAAAUGUCUUAAGGCUGACAGUCGACUUUUACGACGACGGGGAUUGCGGAGACGUCCGAUUAACAGCAUCGCGACGACUCAUACAGCACUCUCUUCUAAUCGACGGUCCCGUUGACUACUCCGGUGCACCUUUCAUCCCCAAUCCUUUCUCGGUUCCACGCUCAGGCUUGCGUCGGAAAUUAACCACUCCAAAGUAUAGUUCCAAGAAUGUGCGCGGUGCGCAGGUUGAAAUCUCGAACCUGUCCAAUUGAAGACGAAUGGCCAAGGCGUUGCUCCAGAAGCACGUCUCGCUUCGUAACUUACUCCUCCCGGCCCGUCUCCCUCCCCAAGUUUCUGAUGCAUUCGGGAGAUUUCAAAAUAUGGCUACCUUCCGCCUAAUCACAUCCUGUCUAUACGCUCGCGAAUGUGUUACUG
Somion occarium is the source of this 652-nucleotide messenger RNA. The record is from the annotation of a GenBank genome assembly. NCBI's taxonomy places the organism in Eukaryota, Fungi, Basidiomycota, Agaricomycetes, Polyporales, Cerrenaceae.